CGAAUUAUAGGCGUGAAGCAAGUUGCCAGCUGCGGUGUGUCUGGUUUCCUUGCAGGGCGGUGCAGCAGCUCGGUUUAAAAGAGUCCACAUCUGGGGCAGGAAGCCUACACUCAGCUUUAAUACGGCAGCGAGUGCCGACUACUGCAGUCGGCUCUUUGCGUUGAUUUGCAGGGCGGAGCCCGGCUGUUUCUGUUUAAAAGUGGCAUGAAAAGUUGGAUACUGUUUAUGGCUAACGUUAAUGGCACAACAAGAGGACUUGGCUUUCAAAAGACAAACUUCUCCAUACCUGAAACUCGACGUCUGCUCAGCUAGAACACCUGGAUCUGUCAUGACGCUUCAGAGGACUGACUUGUUUAAAUAAAUGCUUUAAAGCGCACAGUGGACACAAGCAGCAAUUGUCUGCCUUCAGUUGAUAUUGUUCCUAAUUCUUUGUCAUUAAUCAUGGUUGGUGGAGGAAGUGCUGAUCUGGCCCCAACAGCCGCUGUCAAGAUCUUUUCAGCCGGAGCAGCUGGCUGUGUGGCCGAGCUGGUCACUUUACCUCUGGACACAGCCAAGGUCAGACUGCAGAUUCAAGGUGAAUCCAAGCCCUCAUUGAAAGGCCAGAGGAUAAAAUACAGAGGGGUGUUCGGCACUAUCUUCACCAUGGUGAAGACGGAGGGCCCGAGGAGUCUGUACAGCGGACUGGUGGCAGGGCUGCACAGACAGAUGGGCUUCGCCUCAGUCCGCAUCGGCCUGUACGACAACAUGAAGCAGUUCUACACCAGAGGCUCAGAAAAUGCAGGAAUCGGGACUCGGCUGCUGGCGGGCUGCACCACCGGAGUGAUGGCGGUGGCCAUUGCGCAGCCCACUGAUGUGGUGAAAGUCAGGUUCCAGGCUCAGGUCCGCCUGCCCGAGAGCAACUCUGUGAAGAGAUACAGCAGCACUUUUGAUGCCUACAAGACCAUUGCCAGGGAUGAGGGCAUUAGAGGGCUCUGGAAAGGUUGUCUGCCAAAUAUAACUCGUAAUGCCAUCGUAAACUGCUCCGAGCUGGUGACAUAUGAUAUCAUUAAGGAGCUCAUCCUCAAGUACGACCUGAUGACAGACAAUAUGCCGUGUCACUUCACAGCAGGCUUCGCGGCAGGUUUCUGCACCACCAUCGUAGCAUCUCCGGUGGAUGUGGUAAAAACACGCUUCAUGAAUUCAGCCCCCGGGACUUACAGCGGUGCUAUUAACUGUGCAUUAACCAUGCUGACGAAAGAGGGACCCACAGCUUUCUAUAAGGGAUUUGUGCCCUCCUUUCUUCGCCUGGGUUCCUGGAACAUUGUGAUGUUUAUGAGCUAUGAGCAGAUUAAAAGAGCUGUCAUGAGAUUUCAACAGUCCCGGGACUCUCCGCUCUGACAUGUCUGACAGCUGGUUUGUCACUGGGUUGGUGUUAUUGUUGUAGCAAAGCUAGGACUUGUCUGCACCAAGCGGCACACGCGUAGGAGAGACAGUGUGGUUAGACUGCUGCUGGUCUGGACCUGUUUUGCCUCAGGGAUUAAAUUGUACAUUUAAUUAAAGAAGCCUAUCUCAAAGGAAAAACUGCAGGGAUGAUUAAUAUUGAAUUGUUACUGACUUGCACACAUUAUUCAAAUAGAUCUUUUCUAGCAAUGUUUCUAAUAAUGUUUUCAAUUGGCCUUUUUCACAGAAAAGUGCGAAUGAUAAAAAAUAAUGUUUGGCAGGUCCUAGUAUUGUGCAUGCUGACUCACUGUCACACUGUCAUGGCUACAGGGACACAUGAGUAUAACUAUUCUUGUGCUUUUCCUACAAUCACAAAUCAAAAUGUCUGCUGAGAAAAAGGCCUCUUUACAGAGUGAAGUCUGGUGUGGAUGGGGAUGCAGGGUGUCCCCAAGUCAGAUUUACAGUGCUGUCUAUUGAGCACAUUCAUUUAUUGGUUUAUUGGUCUUGGUUGGGUAUUGCAUUUAAUAUCUGGUUUCAGGUGAAACAUUCACGUUUUUAUGAUGUGAAAAAAAUGCAGUCUUUCAUUUGAAUGUACCUGUUGAAGCGGGAGUUCUCUGUUUUCCAGAGUCUCUUGAUCUUUAAAAUGUCAGAAAAUUGUGAAAAAUGCUCAUCACAAUUUCAUCAGAUGUCUUGUUUUGUCUGACUAAACACUCCCAAGACCCAAAUAUAUUCAGAUUCAUUGUCACACACAACAAGAAAAACCAGCAAAUCCUCACAAUUGAGAAGCUGGAACUGGGAACAUUUGAUUUGAUUGAUUAUUGUUUUUCUGUCAAUUGACUAAUUGAUUUAUCAAUUUAUCAUGUUUGCUCUAUUAGGAUUUAGCCACAGUUCUGUAGGCUAUACUGCCAAAGUAAAUUUUAGGAAAUUACCACUUAAAACCUAAAAAUACCUCAAAUGUAUUUAAUUCCUUGUAUCUAUGAAUGGUACACAUUACAUAGAAAUUGAAAAGUCUAAAUGUAAUACUGUAUGCAUCAACGAAGCAUACAAUUAAAACAGGACACUGUAACCACACCAACAAGACAUAAUCCACACGUGGAAUACAGUAUAAAUGGAAUAAACCAAAAAUAUAAGUUUAAAGUCUGUUUCAAAGGGCUUUGUCAAAAAAGAAAAAAAAAAGUUCAACAUUGAUCCACAUUUUGUACACGACAAACCCGGCCAACUGUCACUCCAUACCUGCUCUACUACCGGAGGCUGUUAUGGAUACUCUACUGUAUAAUCCCUUUUAUAUGUGACCAUUCAAGGGAACAAUGCCAAGAUAAAACACCCCCUAACUGUGAGAUACGGCUCAAUGCUGACACUUUUCAGACAUGACUCAGGCUUUUUUUUUUUUUUAUAACAGCUGAGUUUAUAUUAAGAAUAGGCUUUAAUGUGUUGCCAUAUUUUUUAGAAUAUGGCCCAAUGUCGCUUGUUGUAUGCAGUCAUUUAAUAUCAUUUUGGCAAUUAAAUAAUUAUCAUUUGAA
Perca fluviatilis (European perch) is the source of this 2939-nucleotide messenger RNA. Its product is annotated as mitochondrial uncoupling protein 2-like. Gene Ontology annotation, biological process: mitochondrial transport; adaptive thermogenesis; response to cold. The transcript has 6 exons. The record is from RefSeq and is a predicted model, not a curated record. Gene Ontology annotation, cellular component: mitochondrial membrane. Bases 442 to 1377 code for a protein of 311 amino acids. NCBI's taxonomy places the organism in Eukaryota, Metazoa, Chordata, Actinopteri, Perciformes, Percidae. Gene Ontology annotation, molecular function: oxidative phosphorylation uncoupler activity.